AUGGCGUCCAAACCCCCCAACGACAGCAUAGACAUCCGCAUCCCAGCCUCCUGCCCAGCCCCCAUCUCCCAAAUUCUCUACCACGCCUGGCACCACGACCUAUCCGGCCUCAAGCCCCUCCUCACCGCACCAGAAAGCGCGCGCGUGCAAGAGCCCACGACCGGCGAAUCGCCCCUCCACGCCGCGGUCCGGUCCUGCGCGCCCGCGAACCAGGGGGAGCUCGGCGGCGGCAGCGACGCGGCAACGGACGUCGAGGAGCACGCCAAGGCCGUCGUGCACGAGCUGUUCAUGAGCGGCGGGAUCUGGAACGGGCUCGACGACAACGACGAGACGCCGGGUUGCGUGGCCGCGCGGCUGGGGCUGAAGGGUCUGUACACGCUGUGCAUCGAGGCGGGCGUGCGGGCCGAGCUGUUGUUCGGGUUGUUGGAUGGGUAUGAGGAGCUUGAGUCUGACGAUGGAGAGGAGGAUGAGGAGGAUGAGGAGGAUGGGUCUAACGAAGAGGUGCUAGGCGAGGAAGAGGGAGAGGGUGCAAAGCCCGAAGCGGAAGCCGGCGGUGCGGAGGAAGCUGCUGCUGUAGGGGAGGAAGAGCAUGUCUUCGUGUCGAAACGUGCUCAGGGGCCGAAUGUCAACAGUGAGGAUUAUCUGCGUUCGAACUUGACGUAUAGCGAUGGCAAGCUGGUGGAUUCCGCUCAGAACGGCGUAAUGAUGGCCUGGGAAACAUCCAUCAUGCGCGCUUCCGUCGACGCCCUAUUGCCAGACCUUCCAGCUGGUCGCAAGAUCCUGAACAUUGGUUUCGGCAUGGGUAUCAUCGACUCUAUGUUCGCUGAAACGAAACCCUCGAAACACCACAUCAUCGAGGCGCAUCCAGCCGUCUUAGAGCACAUUAACGGCUCCGACUCAAAGUUCGGAAAGGAAUGGGAAGCUGGCGGCCCAAGUGACGGUGCUUACAAGGUCCACGCCGGAAAAUGGCAAGACGUGGUUCCUAAGCUGCUAGAGCAGGGUGAGACAUACGAUGCUAUCUAUUUCGACACGUUCGGCGAGGAUUACAACCAAUUGCGUUUAUUCUUCACCGAGUAUGUCCCUAGUCUACUCGAGGAGGAAGGCCGAUUCGGCUUCUUCAAUGGUUUGGGCGCUGAUCGCAAGAUCUGUUACGAUGUUUAUACUCAAGUUGUUGAGAUGCACCUCAGCGAUGCGGGUAUGGAUGUUGAAUGGCAAGAGUUAGAUGUAGACAUGAAGGAUCUAGAAAAUGAAGGCGAAGGAGAAUGGAAAGACGUUAAGAGACGUUAUUGGACUCUGGACAAAUACCGACUUCCCACCUGCACUCUUAUGGGAUAA
Messenger RNA from Annulohypoxylon truncatum, 1335 nucleotides. Its product is annotated as arginine N-methyltransferase 2. Bases 1 to 1335 code for a protein of 444 amino acids. The record is from RefSeq and is a predicted model, not a curated record. Gene Ontology annotation, biological process: peptidyl-arginine methylation. Gene Ontology annotation, cellular component: cytoplasm; nucleus. NCBI's taxonomy places the organism in Eukaryota, Fungi, Ascomycota, Sordariomycetes, Xylariales, Hypoxylaceae. The transcript has 3 exons. Gene Ontology annotation, molecular function: protein arginine N5-methyltransferase activity.